GCAUGGUAAAAUUCAAUGUAGAACAGGAUGACAACAUUGCGGGGUUCAACCCAUAAGGAUGAACAGCAUGCUACUGGUUCCUUAUCCCUGGUGCGCCAGCUGAGUGGACAGAUCCCAGGGAGCCAGAGGUCAUGGGUUGAGAAGACCUUUCACAAGCGGGAGUGCUGCAAGUUCAUCGCCAGCCUGCGUGACCCGGGCAAGUGCUGCUGUGGGCGUAACAAAGACUGGCAUGAUAUACUACCAAACAUUUACAGUCCAUCCCCUGUUAACGAGAAAUGGCAUCCCUACGGUCACACAGAAUCAUGUCCUACUAAUGCAUAUGGCACCAUUGAGUUCCAGGGCGCACCACAUCCCAGCAAAGCACAGUAUGUACGGUUGAGCAGCUUUGACACCAAGCCAGAGCAGGUCCUACAGUUACUACAGAAACACUGGGCCCUCGACUUUCCUAAACUUCUCAUCACAGUACAUGGUGGUAUUCUCAACUUUGAUCUCCAGCCAAAACUGAAGCGAGUGUUUAGGAAGGGACUACUGAAGGCAGCUAAAACCACAGGGGCAUGGAUCAUAACUGGGGGUACUAACACAGGUGUAACAAGACAUGUUGGAGACACAAUAAGUGACAGGACAACAAAGUUAAAAAAUAAAGUCGUGGCCAUCGGGAUAGCACCCUGGGGCAUCGUAGAAAACAAGGAGGACCUCAUUGGCAAAGAUAAAGUAGUACCAUACCACUGUGUGUCAUCACCUAAAACUAACUACGCAGUUUUGAACAGUAACCAUUCCUACUUCCUCCUUGUCGACAACGGAACCGUGGGCAAAUAUGGCGGGGAGAUCAUCUUCAGGAAAAGACUUGAAAAGUAUAUCGCACAACAGAAAAUAUCCAUAGCAAGUGGUGUCAAGGGACGCGGUGUACCUGUAAUAUGUGUGGUGUUGGAGGGUGGGGCCAAUACCAUUCGGUCCGUACUGGAGUAUGUCACAGACUCACCACCUGUUCCUGUUGUUGUCUGUGAUGGGAGUGGUCGUGCUGCAGACCUCCUCGCAUUUACACACAAGUACACCCUGGAGGAUGGCACAAUGCCCGAGAGUUUACGAGAUCAGCUCAUUCUCACCAUUCAGAAGACCUUUCAGUAUUCUCAGGAACAAGCCGAGAAGCUCUUCAUUGAGUUGAUGCUUUGCAUAAAGAAAAAAGAGCUAAUAACUGUGUUCCGAAUGGGAGAAGGAGCACAGGAUAUAGACCUUGCUAUUCUCACUGCACUGCUCAAAGGAACCAAUGCCAGUGCUCCUGACCAGCUGAGUCUUGCCUUAACCUGGGACAGAGUGGACAUUGCCAGAAGUCACAUUUUUGUAUACGGUCAGGAGUGGCCAGAGGGCUCACUGGAGCAAGCCAUGAUGGACGCACUCAUCAACGACCGUGUCGACUUUGUCAAAUUGCUGUUAGAAAAUGGUGUGAGCAUGCAGACUUUCCUCACCAUACAGAGGUUGGAGGAACUCUACAAUACAAGGCACGGUCCAAGUAACACCCUGAGGUACCUUGUACGAGACAUCAAAAAGCACGUCCCCUCCAACUACCGGUACAACCUGAUUGACAUCGGCGCUGUCAUUGAGCAUUUAAUGGAUGGAGCAUUCCGUGCCUCUUACUGUCGAAAACGGUUCCGGCAGAAAUACAAUGCCAUCAAGCGUAAUGGCGUGGCUGGUAACAUGGGUAACCUAGUGACAACACUGCCAAUGUUCCUGGAUACUAAAGAGGCGCAGGAGCUCUUCCCAUACCCCUUCCAUGACCUUAUGAUCUGGGCCGUCCUAAUGAAACGACAAAAAAUGGCGCUGUUUAUGUGGCAGCAUGGAGAAGAGGCAAUGGCCAAGGCUCUGAUGGCCUGUAAGCUGUAUAAAGCCAUGUCACACGAGGCUGACUCAGAUGAUCUUGAGGUGGAUAUCUCUGAUGAACUCAGAUCUUAUGCAAAGGAAUUCCAAGUGUUGGCCCUGGAGUUACUGGAGCACUGUUACAAGAUAGAUGAUGAUUACACUCAGCAGUUACUUACCUACGAACUCAAGAACUUCAGUGACCAGACGUGUCUGAGUCUGGCCGUCGCAGCCAAUCAUCGGGAGUUUGUGGCUCAUACGUGUUGUCAGAUUCUCCUGAAUGACAUGUGGAUGGGAGGCUUACAGAUGAGGAAAAACAGCAGUCUCAAGGUAAUAUUGGGUAUACUGAUUCCCCCAUACAUUUUGGCUCUGGAGUUUAAGAGUAAGGAGGAACUACAGUUGAUGCCGCAGACAAUGGAGGAACAUUUGGAUGAACUAGAGAACCAGGCAAGCGAGGAGGAGGGAGACCUGUCAUUCAGCGAGGACAUUAAUGAGGAUCAUGUAAAUGAGAAUCUGUACAUAGAUGAUGUCAAUAUAGAGACCAGCUUCCAUUCAUCCAGCCAAGGCUUCCCUCGAGAAAAUGGAUCACUCCACAACGAUAGCAACCAAGAAUACUCACAGUUUACAAUAAAAAAGAAGAAAAGCCCAUUACGACUUGGCAAGAGGAUAUAUGAGUUUUAUAAUGCACCCAUCACCAAAUUCUGGUUUUAUACUAUGGCCUAUCUUGGAUUUCUCAUCUGUUAUACGUAUGUUGUGUUGGUGAAGACAUCGCCACAUCCCAGGUGGCAGGAAUAUCUCGUCAUGUGCUAUAUGUUUACACUGGCUAUAGAGAAAAUCAGACAGGUGAUAGCAUCCGAGCCAGUGAAGAUUCGAGUGAAGUUACGAGUACACUUCAGUCAGUUGUGGAAUGUGUGGGAUUCUAUAGGAGUGGUGCUGUUCACAGUGGCCGUCAUGAUGCGGCACUUCCAGGAUACCACCAAGAAUGUGCGCGUCCUUUACACCAUCAACAUUGUCUUCUGGUACAUCCGAAUCCUUGAGAUUCUUUCUGUCAAUAAAUAUCUUGGUCCGUAUGUCAAGAUCAUUGGCAAACUGCUGAGAGACAUGUCGUAUUUCAUCAUCAUCCUUCUGAUUGUGUUGAUGAGCUUUGGUAUAGUGAGACAAGCCAUCCAUUUCCAGGAUGAGGAACCGUCCUUAAAACUGGUCCGCAAUAUGUUCUUUUACCCCUAUUGGAUGAUUUAUGGGGAGCUGUUUGCUGACGAGAUCGACACCUGUACUGAUGUCCAGCGUGAAGGCUGUACUUACGGAUCGUGGGUAGCUCCUGCCCUGAUGUGUGUCUACCUCUUGGUGACCAACAUUCUGCUGGUUAACUUGCUCAUUGCACGCUUCAAUGCAACCUUCAUCAAAAACAACGCCAACUCUAGAGAGAUCUGGAAAUUUCAACGAUAUCAGCUAAUCAUAAACUACGAACUUCGCCCUAUACUACCACCUCCAUUACUGUUCUUUAGUCACAUCUUCCUAGCUUUUAAGUUCAUGAUUCGGCGCUGUAAAGGCAAACGGGACAUGUUUGACAAUGGGUUAAAACUUUUCCUGUCACUGGACGAUACAGAGAAGCUACACGACUUUGAAGAAGAGUGUAUAGAGGACUAUUUCCGGGAAAAGGAGCACCAGUUCCAGUCUUCAAACGAAGAAAGAAUCCGAGUCAUCAAUGAAAGAGUUGAGAACAUGACACUGAGGAUGGAUGAUGUGAACCAGAAGGAGAAUUCUAUCAAGCUGUCCUUACAAACAGUGGAAUACCGUCUCUCUAAAUUGGAGGAGAUUUCUCUACAAUCAGCUGAUACACUCAACUCCAUGCGAAACUUGAUGGCCCGAGGUGUACGCCACAUCAGUGCAUCAAGUGCCACUUCUAGUCACGGUCGUCUGGGUAGCCAGGACUCGAUUGUAGAAGUGUCAGAUUUACACUUGUAUGAGACGCCAUGCAAGACUGAACAAGAACCCACACGAAGUCAGGGAGUCGACAGAUUGUCCGAGUCGUCUGUAGUAACACCUGACGCUAAUUCCACCAUGCGUAGUAUACCAUCACCACUGUUGAUACAUUCCAAGAAACCUGUGAAAGAAGAGCACAUGCACCGAUACACCGACUUCACCAAACCGGCUACACUGCAGAAAUCGGGUUCAGGGCACCGGUCACUGGACAGAACCCAAAGUCAGAAGUCACGAUCGUCUCUUCCUCGUGUCACAGAGACCAGCCCUGAGAGUAAAAAGCCAGAACAAAGUAUUUUGAAGGAAAAAUCUUUACAACAACGACGAAAAGGUGGACCAGGAGGAGCUAAACUGAUAGUGGAUAUAGACAAAGCAAAUAUCUCCUCCACUGAAGAUCUCUCACAAAAUGCCAACAAGCCAAGAGGCAUCCUGGUACGCGAACACAAUGUGAUGGACAGCAACCAAUCAGCAGCUGUCUACACCACAGCCAAACUAGUCGUGGACACUAAGAUGUCAACAGGUCAAAAGAGAAACAAUGACAUGAUCGAGGACAUGUCAGACGAGGAGCAGCAGGAAAUCUCGAGUAAGGACCCACCUAUCAUCACCACCUCUCUGUCAUCCUCUCCUGUACGUUCAUCUGGCCAUGGUGCCACUGCCAUGUACACUGUUCCUAGCUCUAUGGUGGCCCAACUCACUCCCAUUCUUACGUCGCUGAGGUCUGAGUACACAACCAUCACAGACGAGAUUGACACAUCCUGUAUGAUGGAUAAGAGUCCGCCUGGUAGUCCAUCUACUGCCGGCGCGUUCUUCGACGGGAAAUUUGAUUGUGGUAAGAAAAACUCUAUAAAACUGCUAAACGAGAAUGCCUUGCUGAAGCAGGCAGAAGAAGUUGGACACAAGCGCAUGGAAAAGGUGAUCAGACACCGUUUACGACAGAUCUCCCUUGACGAGAAUGACAGCAUCAGUGACAUUGCCAAGCUGGUGGUGAGUGAGAUGAACUUGACAGAGGAGGAGGAACAUUCGGGCCAGGAAGAAGAGUCUGAGAAUAACCGUUCCCACCAUGGAUCAGCAGAAAGUGUCAUCAUGGGUCAUCUCACCACCGAUAUGGUCGAGAUACGUAUACGCAGGGCGUCCACGGAGGACAAACCGGAUCAGACAGUAUGAUUUCAGUACCUCUUGGUCAUUAAUUAGGUACAAUGUCUUAAUUCUUAUUUGUGAUUGGUGGUUCCCAGUGGGCUGCUGCUACUAAGGUGAUCUCUGUUUAUCAAUAAGCAGACAUACCAUAGCAGAGUUAUUUGCUAACUGUUAUUCACUGAUGUCAAUGGUUCAGUGAAAUUACUUUAUCAGUGUAGCAAGCAUGUUCCUCUUACAACUGAGGAUAAACGUACGUAUAUGUGUAAUCUGUGAUACUCCAGAGUAUGUUGACAGGGGUCAGCUACCCCGACCAGUAGUCUGUGUUGAUAUUUGGUCUCACAACCAAUCGCAUGAUGAAAUAGGGGAUGUUGACCAAAGUCACCCAUCCAGACCAGUCGCAUGCUGAUGUCAGAUCACCCAUCCAGACACAUACUGGCUUUCAGGGGUCACCCAACCAGUCACACAUAUUUUGGAGGGAAUAGUCAUUUUAUAUUAAAAUAUCAUAGUGUAUUAGCAAACUCAUGACUGAUGAUACUGUUACAACAUGGAAAUCCUUUUCUGUGAAUGUUGAUGAGCAAGAAAUAUUUUGGAUGUAUUGUAUGGUUUUAUAUGGGGUCGGACUAAUGAACAGUGGCUCAGGAUCAUGAAAGACUCUAGAUUGAAGUCCAAAUUUGUGUUUGUCCGAUUACUUUUUAAUGCCAUAUUUUACUGAUGAUGCCAAUACAUAUUUAGUAUGUAGUAGAUAUGUAAUAUUUCAUCGACGAUUUCCUGUCACUGUCACAUGAGUAUUUCAUAGGAUACCAACUACAGGAUGUCUUGACUAUUUUAUCUACAAAUAUGGUCAUUGCUUUCUCAUUACUCUUUCGACUUUGUUGGCUGUCCGUGAAAAGUGAAUCAGAAAUCAGCCAAGCAUGUCGUCGUGGUCUGAUUAUGUGGAUGCCAUCAUAAUGUAUCACAAACACCUCAUAGCUAUAUAAUACAGAUUUGCGGUCACAGUAGUUAUGGAAAUUAGAAACAUCCUCAUUAUUCUUCCUGUCAUUACUUGAAUGUCACAGAGCAUUAAUCUGAUAACUAUACUGCCAAAAGGAUUACAUCAUUUCUAUAUUGUUAUACACAAUGUAUUACAAUCAGUGAGUUUUGCUUAUCUGCAUAUUGAAUGAAUUUGGUAGUUUGCAGGGUUUUUUCUCCACGAUAUGCCAGGAUCACUAUGAGGCAAAUUCUCUUUGUAGUAGCUAGUGGAUACCUCACUGAGUAACACACUGGCAACUAGUCCUAAAGCUAUUGUUUUAGAGUAAUUAGGGUAUAAUCUUUCGCUAGAGUACACAGCCAUGACACCACAGGACAGUCCUUGAUCUCAGCUUCCUUCCUUAACUAUCCCUGGUAAACAAUAUAUGUAUCUCUCUUCCCACAAAGUUGGAUGCUCUACUAAUUGAGCUAUUGUGGUUCCUAUAGAUGGAUGAAUCAUAACUGGGUAUCAUAACAGAUGAUAUAUAUUGGUUUAGAGUAAUUUGGUAUCAUUGUUAAAAUUUGGACUUUAAAGUCAGACUUUUUCCUGAUCUGUAGGCCAGAAUUAACACAGGGUGGUGGGUUAUAUAAAACAGGCAAUAACAGUAAUAUAUUUGUUGCUAUGUUUGUACAGUAUUGAAUUAUUCAUUAACAAUAACUUAGUUAUUAAGUUUCUUUCGUUUAGUAAUUUUAUGAAUAUUGUAAAGAAUAGUUCAUUCAUAACUUUGAAGUAGUAUGUCUCAAAAAUGUUAAAAUUGAAAAUUUUGCUUUAAUUCAUAAUAGGGAUAUUCUCAACAACCUAGAAUUAGUCUUAAAAACCAGACCGAGAAAUUUUCAACAUUUCAAUAGAGGAAAUUAAUCAUAAUAAACAUGAUGGUAUAAUGUAAACAAUAAUGAUAUAAUGAUUAGGCCUAUAAAAGACUUUUAAAGUACAUGUAUAGUUACAGUAAUUAUGAGAGAUAUUUAUUUGAAUGGUUUAUGCAUUGGGAAUUAUUAGUUCCUCCAAUGUAAACUUACAUUUGGCUUGUAAAUUUUAUAUAAAAAUUGUAAAAUUACGGCAUUUUGGACACCAGAAAUUAUCUUAGUUUUCUAAUGUAAACUGUUAAAUUAGACAUAAAAUAUUAUUAUUGUCUUUAUAAUGCAGUUCUUUUAUCUCUUUCUCUGUAUUCUGUACUCUAUCGUAGACAUAAAGUAUUGGUUUUAGCAUUUACCUCAAAAUCUACAACAUUUUGAAUGCAUUUACUAAAUUCUUUGUAAUGUCUUAAAAACAAACAUCUACAUUGUUUGAAGAUUGAUAAGGUUAAACAAUAUAAUUUGCAUAAGAUAUUUUAUUAUUGUCAAACUUAUUUUGUGAUGAAAUAUUUAUAUACUUAUUUAAUAAGAAUUAGAUUGCUAUUUUUUUAAUGUGUUAACAUGUAUGUAUAGUAGUGAUAGGGUCACUUGGCGCAGUAUUAACAGGGGUGGUACACAUGUGUGGUCAGGGUUAAACAGAUCUAAUAGAUCCCUAAAAAAGGAGUGAGGUAUUGAGGUCCACAUUGAUAACAGGGCAUGUUAUAGCAUUAACAAUUAGAAUUACAUAAUAAAAUUCAUCUCCCAAUUGACAAAGGGGAGGUAAUUGAUUUAAUUCUGCUCCCCAGUGACAAAGGAGAGAAAAAUCAUCAUAUUACCUGCAAGUAACAUAUCAUUAAUUUGUUUUUACUCAAUUCAGUAUUUUGAUUUGCUGAAUGUCCAAUUAACGCAUGUCUAAUAAAUAGUUGAUGUAAGUACUAAGUACUGGUCAGAUCUAUUUUUACAUGUUGAUUCUCAAUUAUCUACUCAUAUAAUUAUUAAUAAAUUAUUUAAACCAAUAUCAGGACAGUGCAUGAUGAUGAUGUUGAUUUUAUUACUGUAGAUUGAAGGUUACGUAUGUGAUAUUACCUUUAACUUAACCAGGUAUUUAUAAAAUCUAGUUUUACAAGGUGUGUGUAUAUUUGAGGAGGUACAUUGUGUACUGUUGACUUUGUUAUCUACCUUUGUCAGAGUUAAGGUGUUAUCUACCUUUGUCGGCGGGUUAAGGUGUUAUCUACCUUCGUCGGAGUUAAGGUGUUAUCUACCUUUGUCGGGGUUAAGGUGUUAUCUACCUUUGUCCGGGUUAAGGUGUUAUCUACCUUUGUCGGGGUUAAGGUGUUAUCUACCUUUGUCGGAGUUAAGGUGUUAUCUACCUUUGUCGGAGUUAAGGUGUUAUCUAUCUUUGUCGGAGUUAAGGUGUUAUCUACCUUUGUCGGAGUUAAGGUGUUAUCUACCUUUGUCCGGGUAAAGGUGUUAUCUACCUUUGUCGGAGUUAAGGUGUUAUCUACCUUUGUCGGAGUUAAGGUGUUAUCUACCUUUGUCGGAGUUAAGGUGUUAUCUACCUUUUUUCAGAGUUAAGGUGUUAUCUACCUUUGUCCGAGUUAAGGUGUUAUCUACCUUUGUCCGAGUUAAGGUGUUAUCUACCUUUGUCGGGGUUAAGGUGUUAUCUACCUUUGUCCGGGUUAAGGUGUUAUCUACCUUUGUCGGAGUUAAGGUGUUAUCUACCUUUGUCCGGGUUAAGGUGUUAUCUACCUUUGUCGGAGUUAAGGUGUUAUCUACCUUUGUCUGGGUUAAGGUGUUAUCUACCUUUGUCCGGGUUAAGGUGUUAUCUACCUUUGUCUGGGUUAAGGUGUUAUCUACCUUUGUCAGAGUUAAGGUGUUAUCUACCUUUGUCCGGGUAAUGGUGUUAUCUACCUUUGUCAGAGUUAAGGUGUUAUCCACCUUUGUCGGGGUUAAGGUGUUAUCUACCUUUGUUGGGGUUAAGGUGUUAUCUACCUUUGUCAGAGUUAAGGUGUUAUCUACCUUUGUCGGAGUUAAGGUGUUAUCUACCUUUGUCUGGGUUAAGGUGUUAUCUACCUUUGUCUGGGUAAAGGUGUUAUCUACCUUUGUCAGAGUUAAGGUGUUAUCUACCUUUGUCAGAGUUAAGGUAUUAUCUACCUUUGUUGGAGUUAAGGUGUUAUCUACCUUUGUCUGGGUUAAGGUGUUAUCUUCCUUUGUCGAAGUUGAGGUGCUAUACCAUCAACAGCACAUACAUAGCUAAUGUAGAGACAGAGUACAUAGAAUUUCUACAGAAAGCACUCUUUGUCAUUACAUCUUUGUUGCCAAUGUAGCACCUGUAACAGGCUAUUAAUAACUACCUAUACAAGGUAUAUCAAUGUAGCACCUGUAACAGGCUAUACCUACCUAUACAAGGUAUAUCAAUGUAGCACCUGUAACAGGCUAUACCUACCUAUACAAGGUAUAUCAAUGUAGUGUAAUUGGUCAAGAAAUUUCUGGAUGUAACAUUAUACAUUCAGAUUUUUUCCCCUUUCUUUUGUUUUUCUCUCUCUCGGAAUGAAAGAAGAAGUAUAUCUACCACUUUUACCAGAGAACCUGACCUUUCUCGUUAAGUUCAGUAUGCACUGUUUUCAUCCCUGCAUCAAUUUGUUGUUUUAAAUCAUGUGAUUGCCAGCAUUAUAUUGUUUUAAUCACUCAUUCUAUUAUGUUUCAUUAUUUUCUGAAAACUUUUACAUUACACAUUUUUAAGUAAUUAUUAUGAGUCAUUUUCAAAACAUUGCAUAUCUGAUGGAUCAAAAGGAAAAGAAGAUUAGAUGAAGGAAAGGGAAAGGAGGCUGAAGCAGAGGAAAAGCUCACUCAUAAAAGAGAGAAAUUGUAUUAGAGAAAAAAGAGAGAUUGGAAGGAAGAGACGGUUCCUUAUCAUAUAUCCAUACUUUGUUAUAUAAAGUAGGAAUACCAUGAUUUAUCUGUACUUUGAUCAAAAACCAUUUCUUGACUUAUAUCAUUUCCCUAAUCUGAUUAUAUUUUACAAUAUUAGUAUCUUGUUUUGUUUUGCUAGAACCUGUUGUUAUGUACAAAUUUACAUUGUUUUUCUUAGAAUUCAAAAAUAAAUUUUUUGUUAUUUUAUUGAAGUAUUCUGAUACUUAUAUUAUACUACUCAUAUAGUGGUAUAUCAAUUUUAUAUGCAGCAUUUCCUUUCAAAUGCAUUAUUUUGUGAUUUGUAUUGUGGGGCAGAUGACCUGGCCAGGUAACAUGGCAUUAUAAUCAUGGUGUGUAUUGUAUACUGUCUAGGUCAGAGGGCAGAUUAUAUAUAUGAGAAAUCUAGGCCAGAUUAGUCAAACUGUAUGUAUGAGAAAUCUAAAGGUCAUACAUGUACAAUGAGUCAAAUUACAUGUAUUCGAAAUGUAGGCCAUCAGUCAAUGAACGUACUGUAUAUAAAUAAAAUUUAGGCCAUAGAUCAAACAUUAUGUAUGAGAAAUGUAGGUCAUAGGUCAAACAGUACAUAUGAGAAUCUCAUGAGUUUGGCACUGUUAAGUGUUUUACUUGAUGUCCGAUGGUGUAAGGUCGUGAGCAUGUCUGAUGGUGUAAGGUCGUGAGCAUGUCUGAUUGUGUAAGGUCGUGAGCAUGUCCGAUGGUGUAAGGUCGUGAGCAUGUCCGAUUGUGUAAGGUCGUGAGCAUGUCCGAUGGUGUAAGGUCGUGAGCAUGUCUGAUGGUGUGUAAUUUUUACCUCUGGAGUCAUUGAAUCAAUUGAUGUUGAUUAAUCUAAUGUAUGAAUAUCAACAUUUGUAACAUUAUGGAAUACAUUAUGUACUGGUAAACUGAUUAAGGAAAUACUGGUAAACUAAAUUUCUGUAUAUGAUUUACCGAGAGUUGAUUGUUUAAUUCAAUAUUUUAUUGUUGUAUUGACAUGUACUUAAUGAAAUAGAAGAUUUAUUGUUCAAAUUGUUUUACGAGAAGAGAUUUUCUACAUGUGUUUAUGAGUAUUAGAGAUGGCUAUAAUACAGGGACAGACAUUGAACAAAACAGAAUGUAAUAAUGUACAAAUAUUUAUUAAGUUUUGAUUUCAAUUGUUAGUUCUUGUUCAAGUUUUAUUAUGACAUUAUGCAGUCACUUAACAGCCUGUCCAGAUCACAUUCCUAUGCAGAGCUAGAUAAUUCCGACUUAACUAUAAGUAAAUAAAGCUGCUUCCUUACUGUACCUCGUGGACAGCUGAUGAGGUGUACUAUAGGUCGAAUACACAGUAAUUAACACUGUAGGGGACUAUGUGAGUUGUAUAUGAUACUGUAGCAAUAAGUCCAUGCCUGUUAAUAAGCCCACCCUUAUCUGAUGUUGUAAGUGGAAUUCUCCAACGUAUUUUCAUUGUCCUUUGAUGAGAGGUUAUGUGUUAAUUAGUUCCCUAUAGCUGGGCUUAUUGCAGGAUCGGUAAAUCGCAGAUCUUACAGUAACUGUUACAUAUUAUACCAUUUUAGCAGUAACUGUUACAUAUUAAAGCUGUUAUUAAAAGUUACAUCACCUUACAGCUAUUGAUAUGUAUAAUGGCAGGAUAGCUUUUUGUUAGGUGGGUCAACAACGAACAGCUGUAUCACAUCAUCAUAAUCUAUAUAACCACUGGCCUUUCAUCUGUCUCAACUGUAUGUUCCUCCAUUUAUUUACAAAUACAGCAAAAAACUAAAUUUUGUGAAUUUAGGAAAUUAUUUAUGUUGAGUAACCUAGGGAUUGAGGGACUGAUCGAUAUAUUCUAGAAAAAAAAUCAUUGUGAGUUUGAAAAUUAAUACUGUUACCGUAUGUUAUUUGGGCAUUGUUAAUUGCUUUGACAGAUUUUAAACAAAUAUACUUAAAAAAAAAAAAAAAAAAAACCUUUUAGUAAAUCAUAAUUUAGCCUGAAAAUCACUAAUCAUAAUUUAGCCCGAAAAUCACUAAAAUGAUGAGUUCACUAUUCAUGUGGGCUACACAGCACUUCACAGGACAGUAAUUAGGCCAACCCUAGGUUAUCAAAUGAAUAUCUUCCAAUAAAAGUAAUUUCAAGGCCAGCAGAGACAUUAUUUUUGAACCUGUUUUAUUUACAUAGUGUUCAGUUCAUCAGACAAAAAGUCAGUAUGGUGUUCAGCUCUGUCAUAGUAGUGUAGAAAAAUUGGCUAUUUCACUCAACAGUAUGGCCAUCUUCUCUGGUCAGCUAGUGUCUUGACCUUUGGUUACAGCCGUAUUGACCGUCAGCCAGUGUCAUGACUGUCUGUUCAGUCAUAUUCACCAUCAGCCAGUGUCAACCAUUUGUGUUCAGUCAUAUUUGGCAGUCAUCUAGUCUUGCAACCAUCAGUUUUCAGCCAUAUUCGCCAUCAGCUAGUGUCAACCAUCGGUGUUCAGCCAUAUUUGGCAGUCAUCCAGUCAGCUGUAAGUGGUCACUGAGUUUACCGAUUAAUAGUAGCCUGAGUGGCAGAGUUUGGCUUAUUCAGCAAGUGUGCUGUUGAAUGUUUCCUUUGCCAGAGUGCGAUCUGUGGUUGACCAGUUGCUGGAAAAGUACGGUCAUUGACCAGUCAGUGUGUUGUGAUCUAAUUGGUCAGACAGUAUGUUUGUUGGCUGUGUACAAUCUGAUUGGUCGGCGAUGUGUUCUGUUUUGGGCCAAAGUUCUGCCUGUAUAGGGCUAGGCUUAUAGCCUUGGGUAUUUUCAGUAUUUUAAAGACUUUUUUUUUUUUUUUAUUAGACUCUGUGAUGUGUUAUACCAGUGACGCCAUAUCUCGAGUAUUAUUUUACCUAAGAAGAUCUGAACAAUGUACUCCACCAUUGAUGUGAUCAAAUAACUUAUAUAUUGUCAAACAAAUAACUAUUAAAACAAUUUCAGAACCA
Messenger RNA from Pecten maximus, 12636 nucleotides. Its product is annotated as transient receptor potential cation channel subfamily M member 3-like. The record is from RefSeq and is a predicted model, not a curated record. Gene Ontology annotation, biological process: protein tetramerization; monoatomic cation transmembrane transport. Gene Ontology annotation, cellular component: membrane. Gene Ontology annotation, molecular function: monoatomic cation channel activity. Lineage: Eukaryota; Metazoa; Mollusca; Bivalvia; Pectinida; Pectinidae.